This is a messenger RNA of Astrephomene gubernaculifera, 1292 nucleotides long. Lineage: Eukaryota; Viridiplantae; Chlorophyta; Chlorophyceae; Chlamydomonadales; Astrephomenaceae. The record is from the annotation of a GenBank genome assembly.
GUUCACGGAAGGUCACUGUUGGGAGAUCUGCUGCAUGUGCACGUGUGCGCGCUCGUGCUGCAACACGCUGAGAUGCAAACACACUUUCGCCCGUAACAGGGUUGUAAGGUAGCCAAAGGGCGCAUCGGACGUCAAUCUACAUCUAGUAGGAAAUAUUUACCUUCUGAGCGUCUUCCUUCGGCGCGGAAGUUGUCACCGCUGGACACCGGACCACUAUCACCGGACCACUAGCACUCCCUUUUACCUACGUAUACCCGCUAUCAACAAUGGAUUUAUAGGCUGUGUUAUAACUGGUUGUGCAGCUUUCUUGUAAAGUAGUUUCAUUAACAAUCUAGCUCGCCAUUGAGCAGAGUGACAAGCACAUGGAGCAGGGCGGAAGGGGAUUGUGAAAAUGCUGUGGAUUUAGUUUAUCCCGUUGCGCGAAGUCACCAGGGCAGCGCCCAUGGGCAAGCUUAGGGACCUUGCAGCAUGCUUCUUGCCGUCAACGGUAGCACGUCCUCGGGGAUCAGCUGUUCAACGACUGCCAAAUCCAGCUUCUGCGGUCGGCGAGUCCACAUUGAGCGUCGACGCUGGCGCUGACACAGAGUUGCGCUUGCAGCCGUGUGCUUCGAUAUCCGGGCAUCCAGAACUGCUGUCGCCUCUAGGCAACACCAACAGCAAGGAAGCUUCAGCAAGGGAAGGCGUAUCCAAGCUCGAUGCCGCACUCCGCACGAUGCCUAACGGUUCGUUCGGUUGGAACAUCCCUGAGCGGGCCGCGUCCGGUCUGCCUCCUGCAUCCACGUCCCGCCUGGUGGGCUCUGCUUCAGUGAGGUUUGCCGACUCCCCCACCGCAUCAUUACCCUCCACACCGCGCCGCGGCAACAGCAGGGGCGAGCGGGAGUGCAGGCCCUCCCGGCUGCAGCAGCAGGGGGCGGCGGCUGUGCAGUCGGGCGCGGAUGAGGGCUCGGCGGGGGACAGCUCCAACCUGCGGAGCCUGAGGAGCGGCGGCUCGCUGGGGGAGCAGCCGGGCAGCCGCGCAGGCAGCAAGUCCCGUGGUGUAUCGUACCUUGCCGCCCAACUGGCCGCACGCGGGGUGCACUACCGGGCUGAGCUGGAGCGCCUUAUGGCUGCUGCGGCUGCUGGUGGUGGGGCGGAUCGGGCGGCGGCGGCGGCGGUUGCGGUUGCGGCAGAGUCAGCUGGGGCGGCAGCCGGGAGCGGUGGGCCCACUGGGGCCAGAUCUGGGGUGGCGGCCGAGGUGUCCGGCGGGUGCCGCGGGGGUUGUGUGCUGCUGCCGCUGUCGGGUCUGCAGGAGC